This is a messenger RNA of Elaeis guineensis (African oil palm), 1122 nucleotides long. NCBI's taxonomy places the organism in Eukaryota, Viridiplantae, Streptophyta, Magnoliopsida, Arecales, Arecaceae. The record is from RefSeq and is a predicted model, not a curated record.
AUGGGCUCGCAGGCCGAUUCCUUUCUCCGCCUCGCGGAGCGCCAGGGUCUGGACAUGGCCGCCGCGGGCUCUAACUUCGUCUUCUCUCCGCUGUCGAUCCGCGCGGGUCUCAGCCUUGCCGCCAUCGGAUCCAAGGGCGAGACACUGGAGCAGAUGCUCUCCUUCUUGGGCUCCCAUACCGUCGCCGAUCUAAACUCCGCCGCCGUCCGCCUCCUAAGCUCCGUCAGCGGCGGCAGCGACGGAGAUGGUGCCACCUACGGGCCCCGCUUGUCGUUCGCCAACGGGAUUUGGGUAGAGCAGUCGCUGGAGCUGAAGCCGGCGUUCCAGGAGGCGGCGACCUCUGUCUACAGCGCCGUCGCCAAGUCUGCCGACUUCCAAAAUCGGGCUGGUGAAGUGAGGAUAGAAGUGAAUGAUUGGGUUAAGAAAAAGACAGAUGGGCUUGUCGAAAAUCUGAUACCUGAAGCAGGUGUACAUGACUCGACCAGGCUCCUGAUCGCCAAUGCUCUCUGCUUCAAAGGCUUGUGGAGUUCCCCGUUUGAUAGCUUCCGAACCAUAAAUGAAGAAUUUCAUCUUCUCAAUGGAAGCACCAUACGAGUGCCUUUCAUGAGAAGCGGAGAAGACCAGUUUAUAUCCUCUUAUGAUGGCUUCAAAGUCCUCAAAUUGCCUUACGAAGGAAGCUUCGAGGAUUGGAGGAGGUUCUCCAUGCUCAUAUUUCUCCCUCACAAGAAGGAUGGGCUGAACGAACUAACUAAUAAAUUUGUUUCUGACCCAAACUUCAUUAAUAGACAUAUACCAAGAAGUCGAGUUGAAGUUGGAAAAUUCUGGAUUCCCAAGUUCAAAAUCUCAUUUGGUUUUGAGGCAUCUGCUGUGUUAAAGGGCUUGGGACUAGAGUCUCCUUCAAGCGUGCGUCACGAGGCCUCCAUUGAGGUUGACGAAGAAGGAACAUUAGCGGCUGCUGCAACUGAAAUAGAAAUCAUGAUGGGCUGUUGCCUCUCAAAAAGCCUGGAUCGCGUGCCAAUGGAUUUCCAAGCGGACCAUCCUUUUGUGUUUGUCAUCAGAGAAGAGGUGACUGGAUCGUUGUUGUUCUUUGGUCAUGUUGUUGAUCCCUCGUUCGUAGAUUAA